UCAAUGCAAAGUCUGAGCAAGAAAAUAACAUAUACAAACCAUGGCUCACCUCUCUAUCUUCCUCUCCUCUCUUCUAGUCCUAGCAGUCCUCCAUGGUGCCCAUGCAGUUGAAUACACUGUCAUAAACCGAGCACAAACAACCCCAGGUGGUGCACGCUUCAGAAACCAGUUGGGUGCCGAGUACACUAGGCAGACAAUGGAAUCUGCUACCAACUUCAUCUGGAACAUCUUUCAGCAAACCACAGAGUCAGACAGAAAGAACUAUCAAAACGUGAACUUAUUUGUUGAGGAGAAAUUAUCUAUAGAAAACGCACUAGCCGUAACUUCAGGGAACGAAAUUAAAGUUGGUGCAAGCUACAUCGAAGGCAUAAAGGGAGAUAUCAAGUGGGACUUUAAUGGUGUACUUUACCAUGAAAUGGUACACGUGUGGCAGUGGAAUGGUCAAAGUUUGGCUCCAGUAGGAUUGACUGAAGGAAUUGCCGAUUAUGUGAGGCUAAAGGCAAACUAUGCGCCUAGCCACUGGGUCAAGCCUGGGGAAGGAAAAACAUGGGAUCAAGGCUAUGAUGUUACAAAAAAGUUUCUAGAUUACUGCAAUGGUCUUAGAGAUGGGUUUGUGGCUGAACUCAACAAAAAGAUGAAAGAUGGUUAUAAUGACAGCUUCUUUGUGGACCUGUUAGGGAAGCCAGUUGAUCAGCUUUGGAGCGACUAUAAGGCCAAGUAUGGAAUGGGAAAUUAGGGUCUUAGAUUCUUAGCUAGCUGUUGCUAAUUCUUGUGUAUCAAUUAAUGUGAUAUAAUAUUAUAUCUUAGAAUAAGUGAGAGUUGGGGUUGGAACCCAAAUUCUCUUUAUGUAGAAAAUUAGAAAAUAUUAUUUAGUUAUGAGUCUUUGCAUGUAUCAGUAUGAUUUAGUUCCAUUAUGCAUCGUAGCUGUAUAAAUUCUCGUGUAUUACUGUGAUUUAGAUGCAAUGUAUUCAUUGUCAUCAUAAAAUAAAUAGCCUUCAAAAAUAAAUUUAGAGC
This is a messenger RNA of Quercus lobata, 1014 nucleotides long. RefSeq lists its product as uncharacterized. The record is from RefSeq and is a predicted model, not a curated record. The coding region runs from base 41 to 736 and encodes 231 amino acids. NCBI's taxonomy places the organism in Eukaryota, Viridiplantae, Streptophyta, Magnoliopsida, Fagales, Fagaceae. The transcript has a single exon.